AUGUCGAGCGGCAACGAAGAAGCUCAAUUGGCACAAUGUCAAGCCUACGUCCAACGACAUAAUAUUCAACAACUUGUUAAGGAGGCUAUUGUCGCACUCUGUAUCCAUAAGCCAGAGAAUCCCGUACUAUUUUUGAAGGAGCACUUCGACAAACUUAACGAGCAGCGAACUGAGGAAGCUGGACGGAAGCAGGACCCUCAGGAUGAUGAUGAUAUAAUGAUUGAGCCACCAAAGCGAACUGGUGGACGUCGUACGGGUAUAUCAGCGGAGCCUAUCAAAGAGGAUGACACUGAGUACAAAAAGGUAGUAAUACCGAAAGAUGAGGCGACGCGCAAAUCGCUGGAGGCAGCUAUGAGCAAAAAUUUACUGUUCGCUCACCUCGAGGAGGAUGAAGCCAAGACAAUGUUCGAUGCAAUGUUCCCAGUUGAAAAGAAGGCGGGCGAAACAAUAAUUGAGCAAGGAGAAGAAGGAGACAACUUUUACGUCAUCGACAAAGGGGUGGUCGACGUAUUCGUAAAUAGCGAGUUUGUUCUUACAAUUAACGAAGGUGGAUCAUUUGGAGAGUUGGCGCUUAUUUAUGGAACACCUAGAGCUGCCACCGUUGUUGCAAAGACGGAUGUCAAACUGUGGGCUAUCGAUCGCUUAUCAUACCGUCGUAUUUUAAUGGGUUCGGUAAUGCGAAAACGUAAAAUGUAUGACGAAUUCCUAUCGAAGGUACAAAUCCUAGCUGAUCUCGACAAGUGGGAACGUGCGAAUGUCGCUGAUGCUUUGGAGCGAUGCGAUUUUGAGCCGGGAACACAUGUUGUCGAGCAGGGUCAACCCGGUGAUGAGUUCUUCAUAAUACUUGAAGGCGAAGCCGACGUCUUGCAGAAGCGGAGCGACGAUGCUCCCUUUGACAUUGUCGGUCACCUUACUUCUUCGGAUUAUUUUGGUGAGAUUGCCCUUCUUCUUGAUCGUCCUCGUGCUGCCACCGUGGUUGCAAAGACCCAUCUGAAAUGCAUCAAGCUAGAUCGUGCCCGUUUCGAGCGUGUUAUGGGACCCGUUCGUGAGAUUCUCAAGCGCGAUGUGUCAAACUAUAACUCUUACGUCAAACUGAUGACCUAA
This is a messenger RNA of Angiostrongylus costaricensis, 1104 nucleotides long. The record is from the annotation of a GenBank genome assembly. Lineage: Eukaryota; Metazoa; Nematoda; Chromadorea; Rhabditida; Metastrongylidae.